Messenger RNA from Gordionus sp. m RMFG-2023, 938 nucleotides. Its product is annotated as growth factor receptor-bound protein 2-like. Gene Ontology annotation, biological process: regulation of MAPK cascade; signal transduction. Lineage: Eukaryota; Metazoa; Nematomorpha; Gordioida; Chordodea; Parachordodidae. The record is from RefSeq and is a predicted model, not a curated record. The transcript has 6 exons. Gene Ontology annotation, molecular function: epidermal growth factor receptor binding; phosphotyrosine residue binding. Gene Ontology annotation, cellular component: plasma membrane; cytoplasm; nucleoplasm. The coding region runs from base 79 to 729 and encodes 216 amino acids.
UUAAAACUCAGUAGAUAUAUUUCUUUCAUAUCUAAUUUUUCUAAUAAAAGUAUUUGAUGUAAAAUUUAUAUACAAUAUAUGGAGGCAUUGGCUCUUCAUGAUUUUAUAGCAUCAGCUCAUGAUGAAUUAAGUUUUACUAAAGGGCAAAUAUUAAAGGUUUUAAAUAUGCAAGAAGAUCCCAAUUGGUAUAAAGUUGAAAGAAAUGGAUUGGAAGGUUAUGUACCUAGUAAUUAUAUCCAGAUGAAACCUUUCAGAUGGUACAAAGGCCAAAUGACAAGAGCUAAAGCUGAAAAUUAUUUGUCAAAGCAAUCAGAAACAGGAACUUUUAUUGUAAGAUUGAGUGAAAGUUCACCUGGUGAUUUCUCUCUUACAGUCAAAGUAAAUGAUGGUUACCAACAUUUUAAAAUUUUGCGUGAUUCUUUUGGAAAGUAUUUUGUUUGGGUAGUAAAAUUUGAAUCAAUAAAUCAAUUAUUGGAUUAUCAUCGUGUUAAUUCUAUCAAUAAAAAAGACAUUAUUUUAUUAAAAGAUUGUGAACCUGAACAAAUUAUUAAAGUUGAAGCCUUAUAUGAUUUUGAAGCCAAGGAACCUGAUGAAAUUUCCUUUAAAAAGGGUGACAUAAUUAGUGUUACAAAUAAAACCGGACAAAACUGGUGGGAAGGAUGUGUGGAUAAUAAUACAGGAAUGAUACCAGUAACCUAUGUGAAGGAAAUCGAAAAUAAAUUAACAUAACUUUUCCUUCUUCAAAGUCCAAAAUCUCAUGAAUUAUACUUAUAAUAUUCACAUGUUUUUCUUAAAUAUAAUAUAUUAAAUAAAUUAGUCAAAUCUGUUUAUUUAAAACAAUUCUUAUACAUAACUAAUAUUAUUUAUAAAUUGUUCAAUUAUGUAAUAUUAAAUUCCUACCUGUAUUUUUUAGACCUAUGCACCAAUAAUAAAAUUGA